UAGGUGCAGUCCACAUCACUCUUCGAGACCCGCGCAAGCGGAGGGCGACGACGACGACGCCCGAUCGCUGGACGCUGGCUGGCACUGUAGAGACCCGAACUACCGCCGCCACCGGAGGAGCAGGAGCCGGGUUAUACUAGAGAAGAGGGGGCCUGUCUGUGUGGGGAACAACCGCCGCCGCCGCCGCUGCGGAUGGCGAGCUCGAGUGGGAGCAAGCCGGAGCCGGGCUCCCGCCCGCCGUCCCGCUUGCCGGCGAGGAAGAUGUCCAUGGCGCCGCCGAUGAUGGCCGACUUGCCGAACGAGGACACAUCCGCCGUGGACAGCGAGCUGGUGCCCUCUUCACUUGCCGCCAUCGCGCCAAUCCUCCGCGUGGCCAACGAGGUCGAGAAGGAGAACCCGAGGGUCGCGUAUUUGUGUCGCUUUCAUGCAUAUGAGAAGGCUCAUCUGAUGGAUCCAACAUCAGCUGGACGGGGUGUUCGCCAGUUUAAGACUUAUCUCUUACAGAGGCUUGAGAAGGAAGAAGAAGAGACGCAUUUUCAGCUUGCCAGAAAUGAUCCUAGAGAGAUCCAGAUGUAUUACCAGAUGUUCUAUGAAAACAUUAUCAAAGAUGCCCAAUACACCAAAAAGCCGGAAGAAAUGGCAAAGAUAUAUCAGAUUGCUACAGUAUUAUAUGAUGUUCUGACAACCGUGGUGCAUCCCUCAAGGCUACAUGAUCAGACAAAAAGGUAUGCUGAAGAAGUUGAGAGAAAAAGAGAGCAAUUGGUACACUAUAACAUUUUGCCAUUACAUGCAAUUGGGGUUAAACCUGCAAUUAUGGAACUUCCUGAGAUUAAGGCUGCCCUUCAUGCCAUACGCAAUGUGGACAAUCUUCCAAUGCUCCGAGCUCAUCGAGGGCCAAACGUUGAGGAUGAUAACCAGUCCAACACUGAUAUACUUGAUUGGCUUUCAUCUGUUUUUGGGUUCCAGAAAGGAAAUGUGGCAAAUCAGAGGGAGCAUUUAAUUCUUUUACUUGCCAACAUGGAGAUAAGGGAUAGACAGGAGGACAAUUUCACUGAGUUGAAGGAUCAAACUGCUGAGCAGCUGAUGGACAAAAUUCUCAAGAACUAUCGAAUUUGGUGUAAUUAUCUUCAUCUGAAGCAAAAUCUCCGGUUUCCCUCAGAUCGUGACAGACAACAGUUGCAACAGUUGCAACUUAUCUACAUCACGCUCUAUCUUCUAAUAUGGGGUGAAGCUUCAAAUGUUCGAUUUAUGCCUGAAUGUCUCUGCUAUAUCUUUCACAGGAUGGCGAAUGAAGUUUCUGUCAUCUUGGAUGGCAAUGUUGAUCCAGUUAGUGGAGAUACAAAUAAAUCGGCAGCACCCGAUGACGAGUCAUUUUUUAGGGAUGUAAUAACCCCUUUCUACCAGGUCCUUCGCAAGGAAGCUAAGAGAAACAUAGGAGGCAAGGCAAGCCAUUCAAGAUGGAGAAAUUAUGAUGACCUAAACGAGUACUUCUGGUCCGACAAGUGUUUUGAUCUAGGGUGGCCGUUGAAUACGAAAGCUGAUUUCUUUGUGCAACCAGACGAUCCUCCGCCUGCAAAUGCACAUGUCAGUCAGGGUACUACUGGGAAGACGCAACCCAAAACUAAUUUUGUGGAAGUUCGUACCUUUUUGCAACUCUACAGAAGUUUUGAUCGGAUGUGGAUAUUCUUUAUAUUGGCAUAUCAGGCCAUGGUAAUUGUUGCAUGGACUCCAUCCGGGUCUGUCACUGCUCUCUUCCACGAGCAUGUUUUCAGACAAGUUUUGACCAUCUUCAUAACUCAUGCUUUCCUGAACUUUCUGAGGGCAAGUCUGGAUAUAAUUCUAAGUCUAAAUGCCUGUAAAAGCAUGAGACAUUCGCAGAUUCUCCGAUACAUUCUGAAAUUUGUAAUGGCAGCUGUUUGGGUGGUGGUUCUGCCAAUCAGUUACUCUAGUUUAGUGCAGUAUCCAACCGGAGUCCUUAAAUUUUUCAGCACCGGGGGUCGAGAUUGGAGGAACCAGUCAUUCUUCUAUUAUGCCAUUGCAAUUUAUAUGAUUCCAAAUGUCUUAGCUGCUGUACUUUUCUUCGUUCCUUACUUAAGGGCAACCAUGGAGCGUUCUAGUAUCUUCCCUAUUACUGUUCUUAUGUGGUGGGCUCAGCCGAAGCUUUAUGUGGGAAGGGGCAUGCAUGAGGACUUAUUUUCACUGCUGAAGUACACCGUGUUUUGGAUCAUGCUGCUUGUCUGCAAGCUGGCUUUCAGCUACUAUUUUGAGAUUCUGCCACUUGUUGGACAAACACAAUCAAUCUUGGAGAUGCAUCUGGAUAAUUCGCACGAUGUUUUUCCUCAUUUGACACAUAACAUUGGAGUUGUUAUUGCAAUAUGGGCCCCUAUAGUUCUUGUCUAUUUUAUGGAUACACAAAUUUGGUAUGCCAUAUUCUCUAGUCUUUUUGGUGGUAUUCAUGGUGCUUUUAGCCAUUUAGGCGAGAUACGAACGCUAGGGAUGUUGCGGUCCAGAUUUGACACCGUGCCCAAAGCUUUUAGUGAACAUCUUUUGCCAUCAUCAUCAUCAUCAUCAGAUGCUAAGAAAGCCAGGAGGAGGCAACAGGAUGAAUCCAAACUGAGGAAAAAUAUUGCAGACUUUUCAAGAAUGUGGAACAAAUUUAUUCAGACUAUGAGAGAGGAAGACCUAAUUAGCGACAGAGACAGAGAUUUGCUCGUCGUACCAUCUUCUUCAACUGAUGUGUCUGUUGUGCAAUGGCCUCCUUUCUUGCUUGCUAGCAAGAUUCCCAUAGCAUUAGACAUGGCAAAAGAUUUUAAGGGCAAGGAGGAUGAUGACUUGUUUAAGAGCAUAAAGAAUGAUCCUUAUAUGCAUUCAGCAGUGAUUGAAUGUUAUGAGACUCUCCGGGACAUCAUAUAUAACCUCCUGGAAAAUGAAGCUGACAGAGUAAUCGUAAGGGAAAUCUGUUAUGGAGUAGAUAAGAGCAUACAAGAGCGCAGAUUUUUGCAGGAAUUUAAAACAAGUGAAUUGCCUUUGCUCAGUACUAAGUUGGAGAAAUUCUUGACCAUCUUGAUAAGUGAGCAUGACGACCCAACAGUGUACAAAUCCCAGAUAAUCAAUGUCCUCCAAGACAUCAUGGAGAUAAUUACCGAGGAUAUCAUGGAGAAUGGGCAUGAGAUCCUGGAAAAAGCAAAUAUUCCUAUCCCCCACCAUACGAAAAAUGAUAGAAAGGAGCAGGUGUUUGAGAAGAUCAACAUUGGCUUUGUACAACAGAAAAACUACAGAGAAAAGGUCGUUCGGCUCCAUUUUCUUCUAACAGUCAAGGAAUCUGCCAUCAACGUGCCUUCAAACUUGGAAGCUCGUCGACGCAUCACUUUCUUUGCUAAUUCUUUAUUCAUGAAAAUGCCAGGUGCUCCGACAGUACGCAAAAUGCUGCCCUUCAGUGUCUUGACUCCAUACUACAAAGAAGAUGUUCUCUACUCCACCGAAGAUCUUAAAAGGGAAAAUGAGGAUGGAAUCACAACUUUGUUCUACCUGCAGAAGAUGUAUCCAGGUGAGUGGACCAAUUUUAAAGAUCGGAUAAAAGAUCCUAAAUUUGGAAACAUAGAGAAGGACAAGAUGGAACAGGAGACACGUUGGGUCUCUUACAGAGGGCAGACUCUGGCUAGGACAGUGAGAGGGAUGAUGUACUACAGGCAAGCUCUAGAACUUCAAUGCCGUCUUGAAUUAGCUGGAGAUAAUGCUCUAAAUGAUGAGAAUGAGGAGGUAAUCACAGAAUUUGCACAAGCUCUGGCUGAUUUGAAGUUCACCUAUGUUGUCUCUUGCCAAGUUUAUGGGAAUCAAAAGAAGUCCAGUGAUGCUAGAGAGAGAAGCUGUUACAGUAACGUGUUGAACCUCAUGUUGAUGUAUCCUUCUCUACGGGUUGCUUACAUAGACGAAAAAGAGGAGACGGUGAAUGGGAAAUCUCAGAUGUGUUGUUACUCUGUUCUUGUGAAGGGAGGUGAUACACUUGAUGAGGAAAUAUACCGUAUCAAGCUUCCAGGCCCUCCGACGGAAAUUGGUGAAGGGAAACCAGAAAAUCAAAAUCAUGCUAUCAUCUUUACUCGUGGGGAGGCACUGCAGACUAUAGACAUGAAUCAGGAUAACUACUUUGAAGAAGCUUUCAAGAUGAGAAAUGUAUUGGAGGAAUUCCAGAAGGAUUGUCACGGCCAGAGAAAACCUACUAUUUUGGGCCUGCGGGAGCACAUUUUUACCGGAAGUGGAUCAUCACUAGCUUGGUUCAUGUCCAAUCAGCAGGCCAGCUUUGUCACUAUCAGCCAACGAAUCUUGGCAGAUCCCCUAAGGGUCCGUUUCCAUUAUGGCCAUCCUGAUAUAUUUGACAGGAUAUUCCACAUAACACGGGGUGGCAUAAGCAAAGCUUCAAAAAUAAUCAACUCGAGCGAAGAUAUUUUUUCUGGGUUUAAUUCAACUCUCCGUGGGGGAUUUAUAACACAUCAUGAGUAUAUCCAAGUGGGAAAAGGGCGAGAUGUAGGGAUGAACCAGAUAUCCCUUUUUGAGGCGAAGGUUGCAAACGGAAAUGGUGAGCAGACGCUUAGUCGUGACGUUUAUCGGCUCGGGCAGCAAUUUGACUUCUUCAGAAUGCUGUCAUUCUAUUUUACGACUGUUGGUUUCUACUUCAGUAGUAUGGUUACCGUGCUUACGGUGUAUGUUUUCUUGUAUGGACGGUUGUACAUGGUUAUGAGUGGGUUGGAAAGCGAGAUCCUUCAGAAUCCUAGCAUACGUCACACAAAGGCUCUCGAAGAGGCCUUGGCUAGCCAGUCUGUCUUUCAGUUAGGACUGGUACUGAUGCUGCCCAUGCUCAUGGAAACUGGCCUGGAAAAAGGGUUUCGGACUGCCCUCGUUGAUUUUGUCAUUAUGCAGCUGCAGCUCGCUUCCGUGUUUUUCACAUUUCAACUUGGAACGAAGGCUCAUUUUUACGGAAGAACGAUCUUACAUGGACAAUCCAUAUAUGGAGCAAUGGGGCGUGGGUUUGUUGUUUUUCGUGCAAAAUUCAGUGACAAUUACAGGCUUUAUUCACGAAGUCACUUUGUGAAAGGGCUGGAGCUAUUUAUUCUGUUGAUUGUCCAUGAAGUUUAUGGGGAGUCGUACCGCAGUUCAAAUCUCUACUUGUUCAUCACUUUCUCCAUGUGGUUCUUGGUUGCUUCAUGGUUGUUUGCACCAUUCAUAUUCAAUCCAUCUGGUUUUGACUGGCAAAAGACCGUAGAUGAUUGGGCAGACUGGAAGAGGUGGAUGGGUAAUCAUGGUGGAAUUGGGAUACAACCUGAUAAAAGUUGGGAAUCAUGGUGGGAGGAAGAACAGGAACAGUCGAAGAAUACAAACAUAAGGGGAAGAAUCCUUGAGAUAAUACUUGCAUUUCGCUUCUUUAUUUACCAGUAUGGAAUUGUGUACCAUCUUCAAAUAGUUCACCACAGCAAGAGAAUACUGAUUUACGGACUUUCUUGGGCGGUGUUGCUAGCCACUCUGCUAGUUUUAAAGAUGGUAUCCCUCGGAAGACGGAGAUUCUGUGCAGACUUCCCACUCAUGUUUAGGAUCCUGAAAGCACUUCUUUUCCUUGGAUUCGUGUCGGCUAUGACAAUCUUAUCUGUCGUGCGUGGACUCAUUGUAUCUGAUAUAUUUGCUGCUGCCCUUGCGUUUUUACUAACCGGAUGGGCUCUUGUUCUGAUUGGGCAAGCAUCCAGGCCGUUGCUUAAAGGGUUAGGACUCUGGGAUUCGUUGAAGGAGCUGGUGAGGGCGUACGAUUACACAAUGGGGUUAUUGCUGUUCAUGCCAAUCACUGUUCUGUCGUUACUCCCCUUCGUUUCGGAGGUCCAAACCCGCCUCCUCUUCAACCAAGCACUCAGCAGAGGCUUUCAGAUUUCGAUGAUUCUGGCCGGAAGGAAAGAGAAGACAGCAUAAGGCCCCCUCAUUGGGAUGGGAUCUCAGAUAGCUCACGUCCCUCGCUACUGUCUUCAGAUGUGAUUUUCCCCCUCCUUUGUGCUGCAUGAACUUGCACAAGGAGGUCGUUCAUUGUCUAUACUGUCAACUUGACACAUCUUCCUCUUUCCCUGUCAAAUGCUGUAUAAGAUUUUUUGUUCUGCUGAAUUUGAUUUUUGAACUUUGCAAUAUCAAGAAGGUAUGUAUUCUACAUUCUGCUUUUAAUUUUUUUUGUUCUAAUCUGUCUUAUGCAUUGUCGUUGGGUGCAUUAGAUCUUCCG
This is a messenger RNA of Eucalyptus grandis, 6247 nucleotides long. Its product is annotated as callose synthase 7. The record is from RefSeq and is a predicted model, not a curated record. Gene Ontology annotation, cellular component: 1,3-beta-D-glucan synthase complex; plasma membrane. Gene Ontology annotation, biological process: (1->3)-beta-D-glucan biosynthetic process. Lineage: Eukaryota; Viridiplantae; Streptophyta; Magnoliopsida; Myrtales; Myrtaceae. Gene Ontology annotation, molecular function: 1,3-beta-D-glucan synthase activity.